AUGGCAUACAAAAUUAUUCGACACGUGGUGGCAAAUAGUCGCAAGGCAGAUGACCUUGAUUUGCUCGACGGCAUUGUUUGUCCGAAGCUACUCCAAAAAAUGCGAGAUAGUGUUUCGUCUGCAUCUGUGACAGAAAGAAAUCUUGGCUUAGAAGUGCAUGACAUAUACUGCGAGGUCAUUCAGCCAAAGAUACGGCUGGAAGCUUUUGAAAAAAUGGACGAGAAGUCAAUGUCAUGGAAAGAUGCCUUUGAGCAUCGUAAUCGUACUCUGCAGAGAGGAGAGUGGAUGCAGAUCAAAGUAAGGUUCUUGGCUCUCGAAAACGUCUUCUUGAACGCAGCCAGUGGAAGCCGAACAAGCAUUAGGUCGUCGAUGAAUCCUAGCACAUGGACGUUUCAAGGGAAAGUUUGGAAUGUAGAUACAUCUGCAACGCAGCUCGACUCAGAAGAGCCGACCUUUUACCCAAGGGUACAGAACCCAGACUUAUCUUGGCAACUGAUAGCCAUAGAGUACUGGUAA
Molecule: messenger RNA, 516 nt
Organism: Guillardia theta CCMP2712
Lineage: Eukaryota; Cryptophyceae; Pyrenomonadales; Geminigeraceae
Exons: 1
Coding region: 1-516 (171 amino acids)
Source: RefSeq, a predicted model, not a curated record